AUGUCUGCAACGAAGCCUGAGAAGUUGAACAAACUUCUUAGCUAUGCCAUGAUUCACAUUCACGUUGGAAAUAACCUCAAGGAUUUCGGUGUCCACAAGUAUCUUGCUUGUCAUCAUUCACCAUACUUUAAAGCUGCUUUAUACUCAGGGCUUGAGGAAAUUACAACUGGGAUUAUAAAAUUUCCGGAAGUCAAAGUGGAAGUUUUCGAAUUAUUCUAUCAUUGGCUGUAUAGUCAGGACUUUAUUACAUUUGCCUUUCAACUGAAACUGCUUUCAAAGCUCUACGUAUUUGCUGGCAUGACACAGAUUCCCGUACUCCAGAACUAUUGCAUCGAAAAGUUUCAUGUAAUCGUGAACUUGAGAAAGCGUGUCCCUGUCGAGCUCAUAGAAUAUAUUUGGGGAAACACAAUGGAACAUGACAGACUUCACAAACUCAUAAUCGACAUGAUGUUAUGGGAAACGGCUCCAGAAUUCAGCCUCUUUGUACCCAAUCCCAUACCGACUCUCGUUCUGGAUGAAGUUUACUCCACCAUGAGAAAAUAUUUUAGAGCUGCUGUUCAUGAAACUAGGGGUGCAUAA
Molecule: messenger RNA, 579 nt
Organism: Botrytis sinoallii
Lineage: Eukaryota; Fungi; Ascomycota; Leotiomycetes; Helotiales; Sclerotiniaceae
Exons: 3
Coding region: 1-579 (192 amino acids)
Molecular function (GO): protein binding
Source: RefSeq, a predicted model, not a curated record